AACAAAUACAUGCGUGUGUGUCUAUAUAUAACAUAGAUAAAUGGAUUAGACAUCUUUGCUGUACUUUUGGCUUGUACCCAAUCCAUCUUUGACUACCCAAAAAAAAAAAUCGUAAUUGGUAUCAUCGGAUAAUGCAUAGUGGGAAGAGACCUCUUUCACCGGAAUCAAUGGCCGGAAAAAGAGAAGAGAAAGAAGAGUUGGGUUCUUGCUCAACUUUGUCAGAGUCUGAUGUGUCUGCUUUUGUCUCUGAACUCACAGAUCAACCUACCCCACCAUCAGUAAAUCAACCUUCAUCUCUUACCCUUCAAGAACAAAGUAAUACGAGACAACGAAACUAUAGAGGUGUGAGGCAAAGACCGUGGGGAAAAUGGGCAGCCGAGAUCCGUGACCCAAACAAGGCAGCUCGUGUGUGGCUUGGUACGUUCGACACUGCGGAAGAAGCAGCCUUAGCAUAUGAUAAAGCUGCUUUUGAGUUUAGGGGUCAAAAGGCCAAGCUAAACUUCCCCGAGCACAUUCUUACCAACUCUAGUGGUCCAUAUGGACCAUAUCCAUCAACCGCUACUUCCCAUGAUCGCAUCACCGUAAUGCCAUCUCCAGCUAUUGCUCCUGACAUACUUCUUGAUCAAUAUGGACAGUUUCAUUCCGCAAAUAUUGAUUCAGUUGCCAACUUUUCUUUGACUAUGUCGUCUUCUUCGUCUUCACUGAAUCAACAAGAGCAUAUACCUAAAGUAGAGGAUGGUAAGAGCGUGAAGAAUGUUAGUAUUCAUAAACGAAGAAAAUAGCAUAUCAAUGCUUCUGUGGUACGUAUAUGCCUAUUAUGACUCUUCUGUUCAGAAGCAUGACAGGAUCUGAGAUUUAAGGGGCUAAAACGCAUUGAAUGUCGAUCCAAAGAGUGAAGAAGUGCAUUUAGGAUUCAGGCAUCAUGGAUGAAAGAUUACCUUCUGGGACAUGAAAAUGCUAUAAGGGAUGAAGAUAAAGAAAGCUGUUCUAAUUAUUCGGUCAAGAGAACCAAUCGAUUAACGGGUCACCAUAGAAGAUGGAGAGAGUGAUAGAGACUAUGUACAACACACCUUGAUCCAACAGCUGCAAUGAAGUUCUUGUAGGCGAAUAAUCUUAAAACCUCCGACACUAUUCUUUUACAAGCAUACUUUAAUUUUAGUUAUAUUUCCUUUAUGUGCUGGCGUUGGAUUAGAAAACUAGAUGCAUACAUGUGUGGCGUUAUCACUUACUUAGCAUUAUCUUAUUGCGAGGAUCUCAUAUCAAGAAACCAACUCAAUUAUAAGGUAUCGUCGUUCCAUAAUACGUACGUACUAUACUUAUAAUCGCUGUAAA
Messenger RNA from Brassica napus (rape), 1332 nucleotides. Its product is annotated as ethylene-responsive transcription factor ERF112. Gene Ontology annotation, molecular function: DNA-binding transcription factor activity; DNA binding. The record is from RefSeq and is a predicted model, not a curated record. Gene Ontology annotation, biological process: ethylene-activated signaling pathway; regulation of DNA-templated transcription. Lineage: Eukaryota; Viridiplantae; Streptophyta; Magnoliopsida; Brassicales; Brassicaceae. Bases 132 to 782 code for a protein of 216 amino acids. The transcript has 2 exons.